Penicillium riverlandense is the source of this 780-nucleotide messenger RNA. RefSeq lists its product as uncharacterized. Bases 1 to 780 code for a protein of 259 amino acids. The transcript has a single exon. Lineage: Eukaryota; Fungi; Ascomycota; Eurotiomycetes; Eurotiales; Aspergillaceae. The record is from RefSeq and is a predicted model, not a curated record.
AUGCGUUUCACAACUACUCUCGGAUGGCUCCUCGCUGGAGCAACCUUCACUUCUGCUGCAACCUCGCCCACAAAAGCCACCAGUGCUACUUCUUCUCCUGGCGCUAGCCCUUCCCCUGGAGCUUUGACCUCGUGCUCAUUGGCAUCUGGGGAUACGCAAGUUCUUCAAUUCAGCUGGGCUCUCUCCGAGUUCAUCUCCGAGUUCUACGCAUCCAUGCCUGUCAACGAGAAUGUUGCCUCUCAGCUACAGAAUAGCUCCAGUGCAAGCAAGGCACUUUCCAACCUCCAGGGCCUUGAGAAGCAAAACAACCUGAGCAUUGAAGCCAUUCAGCAACUCAGCUCAAAGGCCCCCAACUUCAAGCAACCGAAGUGCUCUUUCACCAUUCCAAAAGCAGACAGUAUCCCGGCAUUCGCAACGUUCGCCUAUCAAUUCGAGUCUACAGUGUCUGGUGGCUUUAUUGGCCUGGCUGGCUAUACUCAAUCUCCGGAGGUCUCCUUCCUCCUGGCUCGUCUGGCGGCUGAACACAGUGCCCACGCCACUUGGAUUGGCAGUCGCGUGAAUUCCUCCAUGUUUUCGCCCAGCAGCAAUUCCCUGGUGGAUGCAUACUCUCCCACCCAGAUCCUUCAGUCGAAGAACCAGACCGGAAGCCUUGGCCAAUACUUGAACGGUUGUGUGACUGCACCUAAGAGCCCAUGCGGUUCGAUUCAAAUUGGACCGCUAGACGCCACUGUGACGGCCAGCGCAACGGGCAGUUCCGGAACUUCUAAGCGCCGAUUCUGA